CAAAAGGCACUUAUGGCCCGUAUUGCCAAAGAAAGUGUAAGUGCCUGAAUGGUGGCAGCUGUGACACCAUGAUUGGAACCUGUGACUGCCUUCCUAGCUUCAUCGGGGCUGACUGCAGUCAAAUAUGUCCUCCAACAAAAUAUGGCCCAAAUUGUGAGCUAAAAUGCACCUGUAAAAAUGGUGGCCUUCACAAUCCUGUAGAUGGAAGCUGUACCUGUGCCCUUGGAUGGACAGGAGAUUAUUGUGAAAAAGAAUGUUUUCCUGGUUAUUUUGCUCCAGGCUGCCAUUUUAAUUGCACGUGUCAGAACAAUGGAGUUUGCAGUAGGUUUUCUGGAAGAAUGUGAAUACCUCCCUGGUUACUACGGAAGAGACUGUGAACAUGCAUGCCUUCCUGGAUUUUAUGGUUUGAAUUGUGUUCACAUCUGUGACUGCAAAAAUGAAGCCAAUUGUGAUGCAGCCAGUGGACAGUGCAUUUGCCCAGCAGGUUUCCAUGGCAACCAGUGUGAAAAAGAAUGUUCAGCUGGAAUGUUUGGAGACAAUUGCCAUCAACUUUGUGAUUGUGAAAGAGAUCCUGCCACCCAGUAACUGGAAAAUGCCUCUGUCCACCUGGGAAAACUGGAGGGAGAUGUGAUGCUGGAUGCAGGUCAGGCCAGUACGGACCCAACUGCUCUCUGAAGUGCCAGUGUGUCCACACAGCUCACUGUGACCCUCUUAAUGGGCACUGCAAUUGCCCCCCAAAGAGAAUGGGUCCAACCUGUGAGGAAAAUGGUUUGGACGAUCCUCAACAACCAAAUGCUAACAGCUUUUCAGUGGAUGAAUAGAAUUUUGCUGAGGUUCACCCAUGGUUCAUCAUCUUAACUUUGGCAGAGAAAUGUACUUACUCAACCAUCUUCAGCCCAGCCUCGCCUGUUGUGAGGUGAAAGACAGGACGUCUCAACUUUAUGGUCUCCAAGCACAAGUUCCACUCUCUAGCCUACCCUUCCCAACUUCCUUUCGCUGAAGAACAUGCCCAAGAAAAAGAGAAUGUUUUUUCAAGGUCCCAAAUUGUAGUAACAUUUUGGACUAAUAAAUGAAACUCUUUUUUUAUGUGCACAGGAGGUAUUUAAAUUUGGAAGUAAGAACUGCUUUUCAGUUCAGGUUGGACUGCACUGAAAUAUUCACACCUAUUCACUGAAGACCUCAGUGACCAUUAAGUAGCUGGAUCCUCUUUAGAAAUGUCUAGAAUUUCAUCUAUUUAUUCUCGGUAUCCUGCUUCACAGCUAAGUCAGCUUCAGAUUGUUAAUGUAUUGUAUUUCAAACAUGGCUUUUGGUGUGGGAGGCUAUUAAGACUUUAGCCACAUAAAGAUCAGGGCAAAAGUAUGACGUGCAGACUUACAAUGAAUCAUCAAAAUGUUUGAUGGUGUUCUCCUCAUCACUGGUCAGCAGACAGGAAGAAAAAGUGAGUGAAACUGAUCAAGGCAAGUGCUUAGCCUGCUCCACCGAUUUCCCAUGGAGUAGGACCUGAUUGGAAGCAAGCUUUUAAUCCACACUGUAAUCUUCACCCAAGCUGUUCAUCAGUUAGGUCGGUUCUAUAAGAUGUGUAAGCAUGAGCCAUGUGAUGAGCCCCAGAGAGACACAUCAAUAAAUAUGAUUAUAUUCUUGCUCUCAACUGGUUUAUAAGCAUUUAAAAUUUCAGAUGACUGCUUAAUUCACUUUAAAUAACAAUGAUUUUCUUGAUUAGAAAUGUUGUUAUUCAUGUUAUCUAAUGGGAUAAACAGAGAAUACUGAAAUGACAUGACUAUAUAUUUGACUUAA
This is a messenger RNA of Capra hircus (goat), 1794 nucleotides long. Its product is annotated as multiple epidermal growth factor-like domains protein 6. Gene Ontology annotation, molecular function: scavenger receptor activity. The transcript has 6 exons. The record is from RefSeq and is a predicted model, not a curated record. Lineage: Eukaryota; Metazoa; Chordata; Mammalia; Artiodactyla; Bovidae. Bases 202 to 585 code for a protein of 127 amino acids.